GUACGACUAAGCACCCGGAAUUCCUUCAGCCAAACAGGUCGAUCGACACCCGCUAGUGGUAUUUAGGGGCCCCCUCUGGCUCCCGCUCCUUCUCUCGUGCUUGCUAUUCGAAAGCAAAUCCAGAACACUCCACCCUAGUCACUGUCCAAGGAUGGCCCAGAUGCAACUCAUCUUAUCCAGCAAACACCGGAAGAGCACCGGGAAGAGAUCUAGGACAGGUUGUCGUACCUGCCGGACCUUCAAUGCCCAGAAUCCGACGCAUCAAGUGUGAUGAAUCGCCAGGCCAAUGCAACAACUGUGUCUCUGCUAGUUGGAAGUGCGAUGGGUAUGAUGCGUACCGGUUGCCGCAGCGCCGCGGUCUACAGGACAUAGGCACUCGACUUGGAUGGAUGAUGACGUCGGAUGAACACCGUUGUUACUCCUAUUUUCAAUAUCACUCUGUUACGAAUCUGGCCGGGUUUUUCGAUUCCCCGCUCUGGCAGCAGUUGGCCCUACAGAUGUCUCGCGCUGAUCCGGCUGUCUUUCAUGCGGUGAAUAUGUUCAGUGCCGCGCACCAGGAGUCGGAAGGGCAUGAUAUGCAGAUGUCUGCACGGUCACGCGUUGGGAGCCAGCAGUAUUAUUUCUCUCUUCAACAGUCUACACGAGCCAUAGCGCUCCUGAACCAGCGCCGGAACUCCCAGGACCCCCAGCUGCGCCAAACGAUCCUCCUGUGCUGUCUUCUCUUUGUUCUCUGUGAUGUGCUCGUGGCGCAAUAUGACAGUGCGUUUACGCAUUUACACGGCGGUCUCCGUAUUCUAAAAGAACUCGAGAUUCAUGGGAAGCUGGAGUCGGAGGUUGCGCCAUCAAUCAUUGCUGCAUUCCGUCGCCUGGAUAUACAGGCCUCGCUCUAUGAUACUCGAUUUCCGAUCCUACGCCUGGAGGACGGGACAAGAUCCCCGCUCAAGUUAUUCGAAGCACCAACAGGCGGCUUUACUACCCUCGGCCAGGUACGAGAGAAGAUUGCGGUUUUAUUUACAGCCGGUAUACCCUUGAUUGCUAAGAGCUGGAGCCUGAACGGUCCCAACAUGGAGGCCAACUAUGAGUCCCUCUACCUAAGCCAACGGCGACUGCUAGCUAGUUUCGCUGAUUUUGACCCAUAUUUCAAGUCUUUUUGCGUAAUGAAAUAUCAUCAGUUGAGUGAGAAGGAGCAACUGGGAGCAGAUAUCGUGCACUUGCUUUACCUUGGUCAUACUCUCACACUCAAAACUGUGUUGAUCCGUGGUCCAGUGCCGAAGUCUUUGGUUCCGGAAUUCCUUGCGCUACUGCAGGCCCAUGAAGACAAGAUUGAGAAGCUCAGGUCUGUCUCUGGCCUGGUAAUGGACCAUGUCAUGAUCGCCCACAUGUACCUUGUGGCCACACAGUGCCCAGAUAUGGAGAUUCGAAUACGCGCUAUUCGUCUUCUGCGGUCAUGGCCACAUUACGAGGGCCUGCACAGCUCCAAUGUCACUGCUCUGAUGGCAUUGGGGGCACUCAGAAGGGACUUUCCCAAUGAAAGCCAGGCCUUGUCAGUGUUGCAGACGACAGAAGCGGAGAAUGAAUUUCUCGUCGACUCCUUGAAAUCUAUCAAGACUGGUGUGAGAGAACUUACCAUUCCGCUUUUUAGAAUGUCUGAGCUGCCAUCACGCCCAUGAUAUGUAGUGAGCGAUAAGUGUGGACUGCCGAUAGGCAUUGGUAGCUUCCUCUCCAGUCAAAGCCGGUGUUAUCAAUCAACACACGUCUCGAACUGUGGCACAGUGAUUUCAAGGACAAUUGAAAGAGCCCCCGGGGCCCAUCUGACGCGCUUCGAUUCUGUCCUUAGGAUAUCUCCGGGAAGUCCGACGGAGCUCGAGGGUCUUCUCCAUUAAGCCCGAGUUGCAGGUCUGAUGCCAUCCCUUCACAUUUGGCCCCGAAUGAACUCGGUGCACGAUGAUAAUGUCCCUAGUGUCG
This is a messenger RNA of Aspergillus eucalypticola CBS 122712, 1965 nucleotides long. RefSeq names its product Zn(II)2Cys6 transcription factor domain-containing protein. Lineage: Eukaryota; Fungi; Ascomycota; Eurotiomycetes; Eurotiales; Aspergillaceae. The coding region runs from base 243 to 1670 and encodes 475 amino acids. Gene Ontology annotation, biological process: regulation of DNA-templated transcription. The record is from RefSeq and is a predicted model, not a curated record. The transcript has 2 exons. Gene Ontology annotation, molecular function: DNA-binding transcription factor activity, RNA polymerase II-specific; zinc ion binding.